Molecule: messenger RNA, 294 nt
Organism: Symbiodinium necroappetens
Lineage: Eukaryota; Dinophyceae; Suessiales; Symbiodiniaceae
Source: the annotation of a GenBank genome assembly
AUGGAGGACCUCUUCGGCUUCGUCAUAGCAGAGCUCGAGAGGAAGAGCACGCUGGAUCCGAAUGAAUUCGAAGCCCACUUCUUGGAAUGCAAGCGGCAAUCUCGCACCUACGUUCUGGAAGACCGGUGUCCUUCCAACGAGGAUCCCAUGGUCUGGGUUCCCAUGCGCUACAACGACGACACCAUCCUCCUGAAGCAGCAGAGGCUGGCCCAUGAGCUCUGGAUGGACGUCCUGUCCGUCGAGGCCUUGGGAGCCCGGAAGCAGGUUUUGGCCUUCGGAUCCAGGUUUUUUUGA